AAACAGUUGUGUGCUACCAACUGUCAAAUGCACCAAAAGCUAUAAUUUUCAUCAAAUUUCAGCAUGUUUGCUCUUGCCACCACAAAAAUAACUCAAAAUUUAGUAGACCAGUUUGAUCCUGAAACACUUGCAUCAAUGCUUAUAAUAAUUGAACAACAGUGCGGUGUGAAAAUAAGCAAAUCGAAAAGUACUUUCAAUGUUACAGGAUCUUGGGGUGACUUGAAAAAUGCCCAUGAAUUAUUGAAAAAGCUCGUUCAAACUCCAUGUGCAGAAUCAAUCAAAACAGAACAAUUAGAUCAAAUUGUUUACUCUUCCAGUAAUGAGAAAUAUAUUCAAGUCAAAGGCAAUCCCAAAAGGGGUCGUUUCAAAGAUAAGAAACUUACAGAUGGCAAUGUUCCAGAACCGGAUAUGUUUAUUUGUUAUCAGGAUCAGGAGUAUGACAAUGCCAGCUGCCUUGAUAUAACAAAAGUAAUCAGUAACUUUGAAAAGACAUCGGAGAAACCAGUAUCCAAAGAGUCACUGUUAGAUAUUUUGCAGACAAGGAACAAAACUAAACAUCAGUCCAAAGAUAUUCCAGAAUCAGAUCAACUAGAAGAUAUUGGGAAGUCAAAUACAGAUAAUCAUAACUUGUCUUGUGAUGAAAUUUCUAAGCAAACAAGUGAACCUAGAACCAAUUUUUCGAGCAUUCUAACAAGUAGUAAUAUUACUGAUGUCAGUGCAGAAGUUUCUGAUGAACUGGAUAUUGGUGAAUACAAACCAGAGAUAGAGGAAAGUCCCAUUCCUAGCACUGUAAGGAAUGAAGAAUUAUCCUCUGUUUGUACACAUAUAAAAGAAGAAGUUGUUGAAAUAUCAGUUGAAAGUUGUACCACAGAGCAAACUACAGAGACAAGGGACAUCAGUGGACAUGUGAAUUACCAAACAGAGCAUCCAACUGCUUGUUCAAGCCCUACAACCCAUGUCAGCAAUGGGUCAUUGAGCGAAGAAAGAAAAGAUAAUCAUUCUCUUGAUUUGGAAAAGGUUGAGAUUGAUAAUCCAAGCAAGCUUUUGAGGACGAGAGGAACUGCUAAGAUACGCAGAGAUAGCAAGGUAAAGCCGAGCAAAAACAGAGGUAAGGCCAGUGUGUUACAAGCAGAUGAAGUCAAGGAAGCCAAAAUUGUAGCCACAAAAACACCUAAAAGCAAACAUUUUGCAGAUAAAAGGAAGAAAACAAUCCAAAAGAAACCUGCAAGUGAAAAAAAUAACAGGGGAACUUUGAAAGCCACAUUGACAAAACAAAAACCAAGUGCAGUUAAAGAUGAUAGUGAAAUAACUGUAUACAAAUGUUCAGAAUGUGAUUACCAAGGUACAAAAAGAAAGCGCCUUACUGAGCAUAUGGGGCGGGUACACGGACUUCUGACCGAGGCUUGUAAGGGUUCGCAGUUACAGUCAAACUUCUCGUGUGAUCAGUGUGAGAAGGUGUUUGUUUUCGGCAAAGAUCUGAGUCGUCACAAGAGGAUUGUACACCAUGCAGAGAGGUUUCAUUGUGAAGUAUGCGGGAAAACUUACAAGGCCAGAUAUGUGUUUGAUAGACACAUGGCUACACAUGCAGAUGGGUAUGUCCAACCCAUGUUUAAAUGUGAGGUUUGUAAUCGAGAGUUCACCACCAAGUUUUCCUUGGGUAACCACAUUAAGUCAGCUCAUCUCGACAUGAAGAAGACGUAUAGUUGUCCGACUUGUGGCCGGACAUUCAGCCAGAUUCGUUCCUAUCGGCAACAUGCAAAUGUUCACGCAGGUAUCCGUCCAUAUGUCUGCGAGAUAUGUGACAAAAGCUUCACCUAUGACAAGUCACUAAAGGAGCACAGAUAUAUGCACGACCAAGUACGUCGGUUCUCGUGCCAGCAGUGUGGGAAGGCGUUCCGUCAGAAGACGUGCCUUAUCAUUCACCAGAAAGUUCAUUCUAACAAGAAAGAGAAUGUGUGUAGGUUCUGUGGAAGGGCUUUCUCUCAGAAGCAAUCCCUGCUUCGUCAUGAACGCAUACAUACAGGUGACAAGCCUUACCAGUGUCGUCUCUGCCAGAGGGAGUUCAGUGAUGCAGCCGUUGUUCGAAAGCACAUUCUCAUGGUUCACAAAUGUGACAAGGAUGGGUGGAAACAACACAUUAUCAAGACAGAUGGGCCAAUCUCGGAUCACUACAUAGAAGGAGGUCCUGGAUACAGACAUAAUUCAACAGUUUCGUCGAACACUAUGAUUGGAGAUUCAGAUUCCUCAGAGGAUAUGACUGGUGGGAAUACUUCGGUAGAAGGGAACAUCCUUUCUUCAGAACAGAAAAAGCUUUUUGAUGGUAAUUUUAUCAAAGACGAUGGUCAGACUCUAGAAGUUUCAAGUGAUGGGGCACCGCUACUUAGAGAUUAUAAUAGCAGCUCUGCCUUUAAAACUCCAUCGAGUUCAGCAAGCUCAUUAGGGGCUGACACAGUUCAAGACUCUAUAUCAAGUGAACCUUUUAUGGUGAAAAGGGAACCAGUGAUUGGAACAUUGGAUUCAUCAGUUUCAUCUUUGACAGGAAUUUCAUUAGGAACACACAGCUAUCCAGCUCAAAGCACAGUCACACUCGCAAGAAACUAUCCCGACAGUUUUGUUAAUAUGAGUUAUAGUGCUAAUGGAAACAUUUCUAGCACCCAUUUAUCUCAGCAUUUUAAUACCAAUGAGAUUCAAUUAUCUGACCAUUUCAAUACCAAUGGCAGUAGAGCUUUCUUGAAUUCAUCAAUUUCACUUUCGUCAUCAGAAAUUCCAGGGAGCUUAUUGUCUGACACUCCAAUAAACUUGCCUGUCAAUAUUCCAUCUGGUGUUGCCAUGGAAACUGACAGUGAAGCAUAUGCCAACUAUUCCCAACAGUCAUCUGUUGCCAUGGUAACAGCAUCUAGUGAAUCUUCUGGUGUUCAACAGUGGAAUCAGCUGGGAUAUCCUGAUAUGUAUUAUUACAAUUCUCACUAUCCUCAGAAUGAUACCAAAAACUGACAAAAUCUGCAAUGCUUAUGCCAUUAAAAAUGAUGGAACCUUAUUUGAGAUGUUUAAUGGUUUAUGUGUUCACAGUUUCUCUUGCUACAUGUGUCCGAAUUACCAAGACGACAUGUCGCGUGCAAGGCACAUGUCCCUACCUCUAAGGUCAAUGUCACGCUAAUUGUUUGUUUACUAUAAAAUGCUGCAUAUAAGGACAUUGUCCUGUCCCUGAUAUAACUUUCUCAUGUAUGGACGGAUUUUAUGAGAACUUGCAAAAUGUGUUUGACAUAUCAAGACAACGUGUCACGGGUGAUUACCAUGUCCUUACCUAUAGAUCUAUCUGUAUGUGCGUCCGGCUAAAUUCCUUUUUUAUCCACACAUUUCAUUUCUAGUUUUUCCCUUUCUAAAUGACCUUUGAAUCACACUUGGCACCACUUCGGGGGCAUUCGUCACCUUCAGGAACAGCAUUUGUUCAUAAUGUAACGAAAAUGUGUGGUUAUGCUUUUAUACAAGUCAUGCUCAAUAAAAGUUAUUGGAUACAAGAUAGAACAGCACAGGGAGUGUGAAAUGUCAACAUGAGACAGUUUAGGCUCAAAUGCGCAGUAGUCAAAAUUAACACAAGCCCUGCACUGAUAAAAAUGUCAUCUGGGCUUGCUAAAAUUCUGAAUUUGUAUAAAAGGGCUUGUUCGAAAAAUUGAUGCCAGGCAAUAGUAUAAAAAUUCAGGCUUGUUUAUCCAAAAGUCUAAUUUCAAUGACUGAUGUGUAAAUUGUGUUAUCUAAAUAAUUCGUUUGGAAAUGAACAGGUCCAUGGUUUAUUUGUCAAAGUAGUUGACAUCAAAUUCAUCUCAGACGUUCACACAUCCAUUUUAGUGAGAAUAUAUUUGUAAACAUGUGUUCUUAUUAUAAAUGAAUGAUCUAUGUAUAAUGUAUAUUGCUUGUCUUUCGGUUUCCAUGCACAUAACACCCAGAUAAUUACAAAUGUAAGUUUAUAAACUUAAGUACCAAUGAAAUUUGGAGCCAAGUUUCAUGUUCCGAAGUCAAUCUGCUGUUGUUGCUCACAAAGAAACAAUAUUCAGAGUGUAUCAUACUUGCUAUGUGAUGAUAAUCAAUUAAAGCACAUUAUAUUUCAUUCAAUAGGGAUAUUUUUAUUUCACCUAGUUGCCUGUAGCUCGCAGCCAAACAUGGGUUUAGCCAAGUUUUGACACCCACAAAGGGUGUGGAUGAAUGAAGUAUGUCAUCCAUUUGCAAUUGUUAUUUUCAUUCAAUCUUAUUUAAUGAAACUUGGUUAGAAUAUUGGUCAUU
This is a messenger RNA of Mya arenaria, 4278 nucleotides long. Its product is annotated as zinc finger protein 836-like. The coding region runs from base 64 to 2994 and encodes 976 amino acids. Lineage: Eukaryota; Metazoa; Mollusca; Bivalvia; Myida; Myidae. Gene Ontology annotation, molecular function: protein binding; chromatin insulator sequence binding. Gene Ontology annotation, biological process: regulation of transcription by RNA polymerase II. The record is from RefSeq and is a predicted model, not a curated record. The transcript has 7 exons. Gene Ontology annotation, cellular component: chromosome.